AUGGGCCGCCAGAUCCUGACCUACUACCUCAACGAGAGGCCUACGGGCAAUAUCGUCCAUGGCCAGACUUUUAGAUCAGAGAAGACCGAGGCUCCUACUGCCGACCAGCUCAAGGAUGGCCAGGUUCUCGUCGAGGCGCUAUACCUGUCUCUGGACCCUGCCAUGAGAGGCUGGUUGAAUGACAUUCGAUCCUACUUGCCACCAGUAGCCAUUGGCGAGAAGAUGCGGGGCUCGGCCAUCAGCCGCGUUCUGGCAUCCAAGAACCCCAAGUUCAAGGAGGGCGAUAUCGUCAACGCCUCCAUCGGCUGGACCGAGAUGGCCAUUGUUGACGAGAAGCUCCUUGACAAGGUUGAACUGCCACAGAAUAGCCGGAUCACCGAUUCGCUCGGUGUCCUGGGCAUGACGGGCCUGACGGCCUACUUUGGUCUGGAGAAGAUUGGCAACGUCAAGCCUGGCGACGUGGUGGUCGUCUCAGGCGCUGCUGGUGCCACGGGCUCCGUCGUCGGUCAGAUUGCCAAGCUCAAGGGCGCCCACGUUAUCGGUAUUGCCGGCUCCGAUGACAAGUGCAACUGGCUCAAGUCAGAGCUUGGUUUCGACGAGGUCCUCAACUACAAGUCGCCAACCUUUACCAAGGACUUUGUCAAGCUGACGCCCAACUUUAUCAACGUCUACUGGGACAAUGUGGGUGGUGAGAUUCUCGAGCUGGCGCUGAGCCGCGCCGCGUUCCGCUCCCGUUUCGUUAUGUGCGGCAGCAUCUCGGGCUACAACUCGCCCGGCAAGGAGUCCAAGGGCAUCCGCAACCUGUUCCAGGUGACGACGCAGCGCAUCCGCAUGGAGGGUUUCAUCGUCUUUGACUUUUUGACCGAGUACGUCCCUGCGCGCAAGGAGCUGUACCAGUGGCUCAGCGAGGGCAAGAUCAAGCGCGCCGAGCACAUUAUUCAGGGCGGUCUCGCCAACGUCGAGAACGCUUGGGACGAGCUCUUUGCAGGCCGCAACACUGGAAAGCUCCUGCUCGAGGUCAAGCCCAACGAGGAGAAGGUGAGUGCCCACCUCUAA
Molecule: messenger RNA, 1056 nt
Organism: Pestalotiopsis fici W106-1
Lineage: Eukaryota; Fungi; Ascomycota; Sordariomycetes; Amphisphaeriales; Sporocadaceae
Exons: 3
Coding region: 1-1056 (351 amino acids)
Molecular function (GO): oxidoreductase activity, acting on the CH-CH group of donors, NAD or NADP as acceptor
Source: RefSeq, a predicted model, not a curated record